Molecule: messenger RNA, 1152 nt
Organism: Drosophila arizonae
Lineage: Eukaryota; Metazoa; Arthropoda; Insecta; Diptera; Drosophilidae
Source: RefSeq, a predicted model, not a curated record
GUCAAAGCACACCUAGCAUAAUCUAACAAGCCACGGGAUGGAGUCUAGUUUGAAAACAGAAUACCUCAGCUCUCCAAUGUUUUCCAACAUACAAGACGGUGUGGAGGAUAAUACCAAUGCUUCUGAAUAUACAGAACACUUUCCAGCAUCAGCUGUACAAACAGAUAUAUGUGUGGAAGGUAACGAAGGUUCACAUUUCGGUGGCAAUGUGUUUUCAACGCCAGACCCGAGUAAGAAACUGAAUUACGAAGACGCAUUCGGCUACUGUAGCUAUGCUCCAUCCCAAGCUUUUAAUGAAAAUUGUGGUUCUCCUAAUUUGCAUGGCUGCUAUUCCAAUGAAAACAACUGCCUGAUAACCAGCAAUGAGGCAGCCAAUCAAAAUUAUGCAGUUGAUGCCAACGCUUGGGCGCAACUAAACCAAACCGAGUUUCAAUACUCAAAUCUAGGCAGUACAGUAAACUACACCAACAUGGAUCGUAAUACUGCUGGAUUGGAUGGAUAUGAUCCACAAGAGAGUCAAGAUGGUGUUUCAUACAUGAAUCAAGCCGCGUAUCAAUACUCCGAUCUAGGUAAUGUAGGAAACUACACCAAUAUGGAUCGUAAUACUGCUGGAUUGGAUGCCUAUGAUCCACAAGAGAGUCAAGAUGGUGUCUCAAACAUGGAGCAGCAUGCAUAUGAGAACUGGUAUCAGAGUAUGAAUGUCAAUGCAGAUCAAUGGCAUAUAAGUCCCCAACAAUUAAAUGAAGAUUAUUAUCAAAAUACGAAUUCGAUGCAAAAUCAAACAGAUUUUAUCUCCAAUUAUCAGUAUUCGUACGGCAAGGGAAAUUAUUUUAAUCAUUUCCCAAAUGGAACGCCUAUGGAUGCAUUUUUGCCUGGAGGCACGAACGAAGCGUUUUCGUAUUACAAUGAGAAUUCAUUAUGUCCAACCGAUUAUUAUGAAGGUGAGGAACUAUUACCGGGGCAAGAGAGCUACACAUACAUGAGUAUAAACUCUCAACCUGUGUCGGACUGCACAAAAUGCCAAAUGAAAUAGUUUCAGAUGAACAGAUAAUUGUUGAGCUUGAUUAUUUGUGAAAGCUGAAAAUUUAUCAUUUACUAAGCUUUAUUCCAGACAUUUCAGAGCGUAUGUAAAUUUCAAAUGAGUCCAACAAA